AGUUGGUUAACGUUGCAGUGUGUCUGGUGUGCAUGUUUGUCCUCACCGUCGACGCUUCGCUUUCUUCGGUUUACCAGUCAUGCUUCGAUCCAUGCCAUUCUGCUUGCAAAGACACAGGAAAAACCGUCUUUGCAUGCGGAAAAGAAUGUGAAAGGGGAUGUACAGACAAGGCGUAUAAAGAGGGCAAGCUUAAGGACGAGAGCAAGGAACUUAAGGAAGAGGAGAAGGAACUUUGGGCCUUUCAGAAAAAACAAGUUAAGGAGUAUAUGGACAUGCGUUGCAAGGACUUUGAGAAUAAGCAAUGUAAGGACGACGACAAGGAAUGUAAGGACGAGGCGAAGUUCUGUAAGGACAUGCAUAUGGCCUUUAAGGAAGAGAACAAGCAGCUUAAGGAUGAGGACAAGCUUCUUAAGGACGACAAUAAGCUAGUUAAGGAUGAGGAAAAACAACUUAAUUAAGGAUGGGAAUAAUAAUAAAGCAAUCUAUUAUAUUUAAUGUGAAACAUCAUAAGAUUUCUAUAUUUGAAGUCAAGAUUGUAUUCUGAGAUAGUGGUGG
Ipomoea nil (Japanese morning glory) is the source of this 555-nucleotide messenger RNA. RefSeq lists its product as uncharacterized. Lineage: Eukaryota; Viridiplantae; Streptophyta; Magnoliopsida; Solanales; Convolvulaceae. Bases 33 to 458 code for a protein of 141 amino acids. The record is from RefSeq and is a predicted model, not a curated record. The transcript is spliced from 2 exons.